AUGAUCCGUCGCAACUCCGACAUCGAGAUCCAGCUCCCGGAUGCUGGACCGACUCCUCUUUCGCCCGAGACCGAAUCCGAUGUGGAGAUGCUAUCGGAGGAACAGGCACUUCCCUUAAGCCUCCCACCUCACAUUGCUGCCCGAUUCUACCGCAAGAGCAGCAUCUUGCGUCGCUCCUCGGCUGCAUCGUCUCGCCGAAGCUCAGUCUCGUCUCUUCACUCGCACCAUUCUGCAUCCUCGAAUGGCUCGUCCACCCCAGAUCACAUUGCCCAUCACCUUCGACGCGCGUCUAUCUUGGAGAACCGAAAGGCCAGGCUCGCUGAUCGAGCCUUGCAUGGGGAGAAAGUGAGGUUGCGAGCCGCCUUGGCUAAAGCAGCCACAAGGAAUCUUCAAAUCGAAGAGAGAGCGCUGGCUGCUCAGCAAGCUCGUGAGCGCCUGCUUGCGGAUAUCACAGCCAAGUGUGAAGAUCAGGUCAAACGAGCCAAGAAGAAGGCCGAGGACCAGCGGGAAAAGAACGCUGCCGAAGAAGCCCGAUUACGUUUGGAAAUGGCGGAGAAGUUUGCGGAGGCCGAGAAGCGACGCAUGUUGUACCAGCAAACGCACCGACGCCAACGCACAAGCAGCUUGCCAGUUGCCGCAGAGAAGAAAAUGUCUCGGGAAAUAACUAAAUCGCUCACACAGGAUGCGGCUGCGCGCAAGAUUCAACGCGUGUGGAGAACCCAUAACGCCAAAGUAGUCAUGGGCCAAUUCCAAUCGUUGAAUCUCUCCGUGGAGCGAGUCCGUAACGAAACGUUUGAGCAAGUUGGUAGGCUACUAUCCAACAAAGAGCUGUUAGAUACCAUGACCAAAGUUCUCCGACUUUGUGGGUUACAAGAUAUGGAAGGUGGAACGAUGGGCGAGAGGGGUGCCGUGCGUACCUUUCUCAGCAGUUAUCUGAUUGUUACCCAUCCAACCGAAGUUUUGAGUAGCAACGGAGAACAAGAACAAGACUUGAUUGACAAGGCUGGAGAGCUGCUGGGAGCCUUUGAUCAGGUCACAGCUUUGCUCUCGUCGGGCUGUUGCUCUCCUUCUGUUAUCACCGCGGAUCUUCAGACCCUGUGUGAGAGGCAUAAUGUCUUUUUUUCCGCUUUCCAUGCCUGGAAGUCUCACGAUUCCAGUGUCUUGAUUGAGAUCAUGGUUGCACAGUUUGUCGAGCUGGAGCUAAUCUGGCAAACAGUCAAGAAUGACCAAGCUGGUGGUGCUGCAGAAGACUACAGACAGGGCAUUAGACAGAACCAAAUUUUGCUUCUCGCCCGUCUGAAGCGACUUGCUGGACCAGACCGACACAUGGAACUGGUUCGGGACUCGCUAAAGAAGGCCAAACGGGAAAAGAAGCGUGCAGCCUCCAAGCAAGCUAUUCCUCGAUCUGCUGAGGCUGCUACUCCAUCGGCGGAUGUUUUGACAGAGAGCGUCACCUCGCCCAUCAGUGAAUCCUUCAACAACCUCGAUUUUGCGGUGCUCCAUGAGCUGGACAAGCACCGGACCUCGCCUCACGAGCGGUUCACCAAGAUUCUUACUCCCCUCCCUGAAAACCGGGAAUUAGUACAUGAACUUCUUAUCAACAAAGAGUUCAAGAUUGAAGAGGCGCCAUACACCGAGCCUCGCCGGGUGAUCAUGCAGCAAAUGUGUGAAACAAUGAGGCAAGGGGUCGAGGCUGGGCAGGCUACUAACUGGAUUGUAGCCAUGGCCACAGUGAUCCAAGAUCGUUUGUUACGCUCACUUCAGCGCGGCAAUUCGCUAUAUACAAUAAUUAGUGAAGUCUUGGAUCCAAAGCUGGUUCAAGGACAAUGUGACGCUGGCACGUUCUCUUAUGAUAACUUCUUUGAGUUUAUGAACAACAUAUUACCUCGGCUCUGUGCUCCUUACCGAGAUCCCAUUGUCAAGGCGUUCAUCGAAGAUACGUCAGGUGAUGAAAUUGACCGGUUGGCCCGGUUGAUGAGCAUCAUCGACCUGCUAUCGCUGGAUCAGACAAAUUUCAUGAUUCAACUGGCUGCACCUCAGCUCAUUGAAGAGGCCCCAGGAUACGAACAGCGGACAUUUGAUCGGGGCAUCACAGAUGGAACAAUCAGUGUCAGAAAGACCCGGCGAUUCUGGCGCACUCAUCAUAAGAUCAUUGUUGACGAGAUGAAGAAGCGAGACCCUGAGAACAUCCAUGGUGAACCGCGUCCCCAUUCGGCACGAAUUUAUGCCCAGGGACUUGCAGAUACCGUGUUGAGCAAUGCAGUUGUGUCUGAGGAUUUGAUUCCAGAAACAUUGAGUCUUGACCGUCAACGACUUGAGCGGCUACAUGCCAGAGCAUUCCAGAUCGUUGCAACAGCCUCGAUAUUGUUGACGGCGAAGAACCUCCUCAAGCGGGAUGCUCGAUCUCAAUGGAAGCCGGAGGCAGACCGCAUCCUUUCCCUGGACUUCAACGAGAUCAGCGCAGAGCGCGUACAGUCAAUCCUGGAAUCAACACAUCCAAUGCCACCCGCUGCGAGUGCCCAACUGGCAGCAACCAUCAAGCGAGUUCUUGGACCCGUCGCCACAGCAUGUCUCGCAGCUGCACCUCAGCUAGCUGUGGUUUCAUCCGAUGUCUCUGCGUCCGAAAUGCGCUCAACAGACUCACAGGCAAACAUGCCCAGCUUCUCGGACCCAGUAGCCCGACUCAUGCUCUCACGUCUCCGGAGUCAUGUUCUGUCUCGACUCAGCGCAUCAAGUGCCUCUGAGCGAGUGCGAGCUACUACAACUGCCAGCCAGAACCUGGCUGCUGCUGGUAUGCCAGAGUUUGUCAAUGAAGUUGGACAGUUGGUGGAGGAAUUGGAGAAGGUCCGCGAAAUAGAUUGGCUUUGUCACGGGACGGUAUACCAAAGAUUAUAUGAAGAAGAUGUUCCCCAGUGA
This is a messenger RNA of Penicillium nucicola, 2916 nucleotides long. Its product is annotated as IQ calmodulin-binding motif domain protein. NCBI's taxonomy places the organism in Eukaryota, Fungi, Ascomycota, Eurotiomycetes, Eurotiales, Aspergillaceae. Bases 1 to 2916 code for a protein of 971 amino acids. The record is from RefSeq and is a predicted model, not a curated record. The transcript has a single exon.